AAAAGCUGAGGAGUACCUGCGGCUAUCCCAGGUGAAAUGUACAGGAUUAAUGGCUCAGAUGACAGCGACGAGCACUGCUGUGAUGUGCCUUGACCUAGCAGCCAGUUUCAUGAAACAACCAGUUGACAAAAGCUAUUUUGUUAAACUCUCCGGUUUGAGCAAGACGACCUACCAGAGCUCCAUGAAGUCUUUGGAAUGCUUGCUAGAGGUGAACCCCAGGUUGGGAAUGCGAGACUUGGCUGUGCAAUUCUGCUGCACAGAGGCAGUGAGCACCGCGUCAAAAAUACUGCAGAGGUAUGAAUCCAGCCUUUCGGAAGCACAGCAAACGGACCUGGAUUUCUCAAAACCGCUUUUUGUAACAGCUGCGCUGUUCACUGCCUGCAGGUGUUUGAAGUUAAAAGUGGACAAAACUAAAAUGUUGGCUACAUCUGGGGUGAAGAAAGCAAUAUUUGACCGGCUGUGCAAUCAGCUGGAGAAGAUAAGCCAGCAAAUCAGCAAAGAUGACGUUCCACUGGCUGCAGAGACAGCCGAGCGCUUGAACACCUAGCAGCGAACUGAAGGCAGAUCUGAAAGUGAGGAGGAGCUGCCGUGCAAACAGCCAAAGACUGAAACAAAGCAAGACUAUGAAGAAUGGAAGAAGAAAAUCCUGGAAAAUGCUGUCAAGGCACAAGAGACUUGUAUGGGACUGAAGUCUCUUGUGCUUGUAAGGGGUCCCAAAUAUUCCAAGAAACAAUAA
Molecule: messenger RNA, 736 nt
Organism: Eurypyga helias (sunbittern)
Lineage: Eukaryota; Metazoa; Chordata; Aves; Eurypygiformes; Eurypygidae
Gene: ORC6
Product: origin recognition complex, subunit 6
Exons: 7
Biological process (GO): DNA replication; DNA replication initiation
Cellular component (GO): nuclear origin of replication recognition complex
Molecular function (GO): DNA binding
Source: RefSeq, a predicted model, not a curated record